Molecule: messenger RNA, 717 nt
Organism: Zea mays
Lineage: Eukaryota; Viridiplantae; Streptophyta; Magnoliopsida; Poales; Poaceae
Exons: 1
Coding region: 26-511 (161 amino acids)
Source: RefSeq, marked validated
UCCUGACCUAACACUGCAGCUACCCAUGGCGAAGAUGCGCCGGUGUCACUGUUUAUAUAAAGCUAGCAUAGUCCAAGGAAACGCGUGCGCACUGCUCCAUCUGAUCACCAGCGCUGUAGUAGCUCUGCGGCAGAAACGGCAACAAUCCAUGAUCGUCCGUCGUCGGCAGGCAAGCUGCCACGGUCGAAGGAUAGGAAUGACGUGGCGCGGCCGCUGGGGGCUGCGACUGCGAGUGCGCCAUGGCGGCGUCCGGCUGGGCCUGCUGCUCCGGGUACGCGUGCGCUUGUCCGGCAUCGUCGGGCUGCUCCUCCGGAGCGUGGAGGACCUCAGGUGCCGGUGCCGCCCCGCCGCCGGAGGCAGGCGGGCCUGCGGGUGGUCGGCGCCGAGAGCGUCAGGGCCUGGGCCGUGUCGCCACGCCCGACUCCCCGAGAGGGACCAGACCUCCUACGCGGAGGCCAUCGCCGACUGCCUCGAGUUCAUCAAGAGCAGGUCGUCGCCUACCGUCCUGUGAAUGAUAUGGUAGGGUUUAGUCUUCAGUGUUUCCAUCGCCGCCCUAUGUAUCUUUCCGUCACUUCUUUUGUUUUUUUUUCUGUUUGGCAUAGCCUUACUAAUCAGUGUGAUAGUUGUACCUAGAUUUCUAUGAUUGAUAUGAAGUAACAAUCAGUUCAUAUGCCAGCCAACAGCCAAUGAAGUUUAGGCUGUGUGAUUGCUCCUUAA